AUGAACGACAAGCACGGUGGUGGCUCCCUGACUGCCCUGCCCGUCAUUGAGACCCAGGGUGGUGAUGUGUCCGCCUACAUUCCCACCAACGUCAUUUCCAUUACCGACGGCCAGAUCUUCCUGGAGGCCGAGCUGUUCUACAAGGGUGUCCGACCUGCCAUCAACGUCGGUCUGUCCGUGUCUCGUGUCGGUUCCGCUGCCCAGCUCAAGGCCAUGAAGCAAGUCGCUGGUUCCCUGAAGCUCUUCUUGGCCCAGUACCGUGAGGUCGCCGCCUUCGCCCAGUUCGGUUCCGAUCUUGAUGCCGCCACCAAGCAGACCCUGAACCGUGGUGAGCGUUUGACCGAGCUCCUGAAGCAGAAGCAGUACUCUCCCAUGGCCGUCAACGAGAUGGUUCCCCUUAUCUUCGCCGGUGUCAAUGGUCACCUCGACACUGUCCCCGUCGACAAGAUCCUCCAGUGGGAGGCUGACUUCCUGUCCCACCUGAAGACCAACGAGUCCGACCUGCUUGCGACCAUUGACAAGGAGGGCGCUCUCUCCAAGGAGCUCGAGGGCCGCCUGAAGGACGUCAUCGUCAGCUUCACCAAGAGCUUCGUGGCUUAA
Molecule: messenger RNA, 600 nt
Organism: Diaporthe citri
Lineage: Eukaryota; Fungi; Ascomycota; Sordariomycetes; Diaporthales; Diaporthaceae
Exons: 2
Coding region: 1-600 (199 amino acids)
Biological process (GO): proton motive force-driven ATP synthesis
Molecular function (GO): ATP binding; ADP binding; proton-transporting ATP synthase activity, rotational mechanism
Source: RefSeq, a predicted model, not a curated record